AUGCUAUUGUUUGUACUGUUUCUUCUGCUGCUACUGCCUGUACUGCUACUUCUGUUGCUACUGUUUAAACUGCUUUUUCUGCUGCUACUGUUUCUGCUACUGUUUGUAGAGCCACUUCUGCUGGCACUGUUUGUACUGCUACUGUGUGUACUGCUACUUCUGCUACUGUUUCUGCUACUGUUUGUACUGCUACUUCUUCUGCUACUGUUUGUACUGCUACUUAAGCUGCUAUUGUUUGUACUGUUACUUCUGCUACUGUUUGUACUGCUACUUCGGCUGCUACUGUUUGUACUGCUACUUAAGCUGCUUCUGUUUGUACUGCUACUUUAG
Messenger RNA from Dreissena polymorpha, 330 nucleotides. RefSeq lists its product as uncharacterized. The coding region runs from base 1 to 330 and encodes 109 amino acids. NCBI's taxonomy places the organism in Eukaryota, Metazoa, Mollusca, Bivalvia, Myida, Dreissenidae. The transcript is spliced from 3 exons. The record is from RefSeq and is a predicted model, not a curated record.